AUGACCGACAGUGACGAUGAACCGAUAACGCUCUCCGCGGACGCCCUAGCCGCCCUCCAGCAGUUCUACGCCGAGCGCGACUCCCACGUCGAGGCGUUUGAGAAGCUCAAGGCCGUCGCGACGCAGGACAAUGAGGUUGUAGAUGGGAACGGUCUUGUGGAUGGCGAUGGUGAUGGCGUCGCGACUGUGGCGAACGGCGGCAAGGCUACGGUGUCGCUGUCCAUGAAUGCGUUUGCUGAGGACUGGAACGAGUCGCAGUUCUGGUACUCGGACGAGACGGCCACCCUGCUCGCGAAGCAGCUGCUGGAGAAUGCGGACGCUGACACGGUCAUCGCUGUCGUAUCGACGCCCAGUGUCUUCAUCGCGCUGAAGAACCUACUAUCCGCAGGCCACAACAGCCCAAAGCCCAAGGUCUUCCUCCUCGAGCACGACCAGCGAUUCGCUGUGUUCUCCGAGUUCGUGUUUUACGACUUUAUGAAACCUAUCAAGCUACCGGGCUUGAAAUUCACAGCACAUCUGAAAGGCAGCGUCGACCGCAUGAUCGUCGACCCGCCGUUCCUGAGCGAGGACUGCCAGACCAAAAUGGCCAUGACCCUGCGAUGGAUGGCGCGCAAUCCCAGGGUAGCAUCGUCACCAGCAGCAGGUAUGGGCCCAGGUGGUGCUUUACGCGUGCUCAUUUGCACAGGCGAGCGCAUGGAGCCCCUGGUCACGAAGCUCUACCGCCCACUCGGCGUACGGACGACCACGUACGAGCCCGUCCACAAGGGGCUCAAGAACGAGUUCUAUUGCUAUGCGAACUUCGAGUGCGAGGCAUGGGAGUGGUAG
Anthostomella pinea is the source of this 825-nucleotide messenger RNA. The record is from the annotation of a GenBank genome assembly. Lineage: Eukaryota; Fungi; Ascomycota; Sordariomycetes; Xylariales; Xylariaceae.